AUGGAAGUAAAGCCCGUGCACAUCCGACACUGCCUGCUCUUUGACUUCGACCUGGCCGUCUCCGCUACUCAGGCGCACCGUCAUUUGCGCCAGACGGAAGGCCGUGACGACCCCUCCCUCAACACCUGCCACGACUGGUACAAUCGCUUCCGCUCCGGCGAAAGGAUCCUCGAGGUCCGACCUAUGUCGGGACGUCCCUCCGAGGUGGACUUGGACGCCCUGCUCAGGCUCAGCCUGGUGGAGGCCGACCCGAGAGCAACCAGGCGCAGUCUGGCCGCCACCCUCCUCUGCUCCAACGCUGCCAUCGACAAUCAUCUCCACUCUAUCGGCAAGACACAUGCGAAAAGAUAUAAGAUAUCCUUCCUCGAGAAGGAAGACCUGGUAGAGCUUCCAAGAAAAUCUGCGGCGGUGGACGACCGACGGAUGAUCACGUCUUCUAGGAAGUGCAGUAGAACGCACUCGACUGUACUGUCGCCCAUCCAAUCUCUAUUCUGUGUAAAUGAUAUUUGGGGAUUAUCAUGGCCGCCCACUGUGUUCUGCGCUUCUGGAUACCGCAUCCUCGGCGAGGCCUUCUCCAUUGAAGCGAGUACAUUUCUGAUCUUCUUUGAUGAUCCGAUAAUGCAAAGAGGCUCUUCAAUGCCCUUGAUCAGGGCAACUGUCAAAGUCCUCUUCUUGCUGGAUCUCCUAUCCAUCAUUGUUUGUGGAGCCGUGGGGGGACACUGCUCUACUGACUGGCAAUCAGUAGAGAAGCAACUUGACAAUGAAGCUGGGAGAGGAGCCUUCAAAUGUUUACUUCAACCAGAGACCCAUUGUGGCCUGAAUUGCCAAGGCAUCUUCAUGAACCAGACCUUCUCACUGGUCAUAGAAGCUGAUGGCUGCCUUCAUCCUCCAGGGAUCUCCAUCAAUGUCACCAUUCCCUCUAUUCGUCUCAUUUCGUACAAGCAAACAUAUCAGGAGAGUUCCAGACAGCCCAUACCAUAUGCCUACUACUCAUCAAAGAAGCAAGCAAUACCAUGUGAUGACGAAGUGAGGAGAUGCAAUGUAACAGAGUUGUUCAAGUGCCUGCAGUAUGAAACUUGUAUUCCCCUCUCAAAAGAUGGUUCAGAAGGGGAGUGCAAGUGUCUGCUUCCAUACACUGUGAAUGAGAAAGGAGAGUGUGCUGUGGUCCCCACUAAGCCUCUCCCAACCACCACUAGUCCUUUGCCUCCUUCAGCCCCAACCACUCCUGGCUCGAGUACAUCUUCUACAAACAGUGGGGGAAUCCUGGCAGGAGUCUUUGUUCCGCUGUUGCUGCUGGUGCUUGGUGCAUGUGCCUUCACUCUUUACCGCAAAGGAUUCUGUCCUCGACUGAGAGCCCCUGCAGGUGCUAUGACCCUGGUUGAAGAUCCCAUGAGGCGAGGUGAUGACGAUGAUGUCCCCCCAGUCACAUGACCCAUCACAUAUCUCCCUAUCUUCUCAGACUUGUGAUACUUCAUUGUAAAUCAAGAAUCUCUUCCCAGUUACUUUCUUCUUCUCAUUUAAUGCACUAGUCAGUUGUGUUCUUCAUCAGUAAAAAGAACAUGCCGUUUGAGGGUCCUUGUUACCUGUGCAGUAGUUUGAUCUGAAUAAAGAAUGAUGAUCUUGACAAUACAAUAAUACCUUUCAAUGCCCUG
Molecule: messenger RNA, 1652 nt
Organism: Darwinula stevensoni
Lineage: Eukaryota; Metazoa; Arthropoda; Ostracoda; Podocopida; Darwinulidae
Source: the annotation of a GenBank genome assembly